Messenger RNA from Octodon degus (degu), 1816 nucleotides. RefSeq names its product transmembrane 6 superfamily member 2 (gene Tm6sf2). The record is from RefSeq and is a predicted model, not a curated record. The coding region runs from base 438 to 1565 and encodes 375 amino acids. Lineage: Eukaryota; Metazoa; Chordata; Mammalia; Rodentia; Octodontidae. Gene Ontology annotation, biological process: lipid homeostasis; regulation of lipid metabolic process. The transcript has 10 exons. Gene Ontology annotation, cellular component: endoplasmic reticulum-Golgi intermediate compartment membrane; endoplasmic reticulum membrane.
GCGUCAGCGCACUUGAGCCCAGGCUGGCUGUGGCAUCGAGGGUACCGGGUAGAAGGCCCCCUUAGAGAUGGGGUGGAGCUCGUGGGCAGAUCGUUUGCCCAGCAUGCAUGGAGUCUAGGUUUCAAACCCAGCACCCAAAAAAACGUUGGAGGACGAGGCUGGGCUACACAGAAGGCACAAGUGGAAGGAAUCCUAGGGGACGCGUUCCGCUGCCUUCGGGACGCAGCCUCAGCCCCUGAGCGCAAGCGUCCUGUUCCUGCCUUCCACCGACCGAGCGGGAAACUGAGGCAGUGAAAGGGUAGCGGGGGCGGGGCCUUAUCGGGCGCGCAGGGAACACGCUGGCCCUGGGGCCGCCGGGGGCGACCUUUGCGCAGGGCGGAUCCCUGGCAGCCCCAGUGGGACGCGCUGUCCCGAGGAGCAAGCGCACCGCCGCUGCCAUGGAGCUCCCGCCGCUGGCCGGCAAGACCGCGGCGCUGUCGCUCAGCGCGCUCCCGCUGUCCUACGCGCUCAACCACGUCUCGGCGCUCUCACAGCCCCUGUGGGUGGCACUGCUGAGCGGCUUCAUCCUGGGCCUGCUGCUCGUGUCUGUACGCAGCCUCUCCCGCGGCGAGAUCUCCCAUGACCCGCUCUAUGCCGUCUUCACGGUCUUCGCCUUCACCUCAGUAGUGGACCUCAUUAUCGCCCUGCAGGAGGACGGCUACGUGGAAGGCUUCAUGGAGUUCUACACGAGGGAGGGCGAGCCGUACCUGCGCACAGCACACGGGAUCUUCAUCUGCUACUGGGAUGGCACUGUGCACUACCUGCUCUACCUGGCUAUGGCCGGUGCCAUCCGUCAGAGGAAGCAGUAUCGGAACCUCGGGCUGUACUGGCUGGGCUCCUUCGCCAUGAGCACCCUGGUGUUUCUCCCGGGAAACAUCCUUGGCAAAUACAGCUCCGAGAUCAGGCCCACCUUCUUCUUGGCCAUCCCCUAUAUGCUGGUCCCAUGCUGGGCCAGCCUUCGCAUCUUCAGCCAGCCCCGGGCACGAUCCUACAGUCCCUCCAAUGUGGUGCAGGAGGAGCAGAGAAAGGGGAUCCUGCAGCGUCCUCUUGAUCUGGCUCUCCUUCUCUACCUCAUCCUGGCUGCAUUCUUCACCCUCUUCCGGGGCCUGGUAGUACUUGACUGCCCCACAGACACCUGCUUUGUGUACAUCUACCAGUAUGAGCCAUACUUGCGGGACCCUGUGGCCUACCCAAAGGUGCAGAUGCUGAUGCAGCUGUUCUACGUCCUGCCUUUCUAUGGCCUGGCUACCUAUGCCCUCUUGUUCCCGGGAUGCUCCUGGCUGCCCGACUGGACCCUGGUGUUUGCCGGAGCCAUUGGCCAGGCGCAAUUCUCGCACAUGGGCGCGUCCUCGCACCUGCGCACGCCCUUCACCUACCGCGUGCCGGAUGAUGCGUGGACCUACGUCUUCCUCUCCAACCUGCUCUACGCCAUCGGCCCGCACCUGCUGGCCGCCCGCUGCUGGCUGUGGCCUGCCUUCUUCCUGCAACUGCCACCUGCUCCCUCCGCUCCCAAGAAGCACCAGUGAGGGCUGCACCCAGGAUCCCGUUUGCAGGCAGGCGCAGCCGGCUCUGUGCCCGAAGCAGGCUGGCACUUUUAGUGGCAGGACUAAUGUCUCCAGGGGUCUUCUGCUUGUGGCGGCUUAAGCCCAGUGGGUAGAAGGGACACCUACAGACAGGGGUCCUUGGAAAGACAGCCUCAUUGAAGUUGGGUUUGGGAGCACACACCUGUCAUCCCAGCACUCAGGAGGCUGAGGCAUGAGGAUUUUGAUGAGUUCAA